This is a messenger RNA of Zootermopsis nevadensis, 3195 nucleotides long. RefSeq names its product vesicle-trafficking protein SEC22a-like. The record is from RefSeq and is a predicted model, not a curated record. Gene Ontology annotation, molecular function: SNAP receptor activity. Gene Ontology annotation, biological process: endoplasmic reticulum to Golgi vesicle-mediated transport; retrograde vesicle-mediated transport, Golgi to endoplasmic reticulum. NCBI's taxonomy places the organism in Eukaryota, Metazoa, Arthropoda, Insecta, Blattodea, Termopsidae.
UUCUAAUGUUGGCGCACAUGCUACGUACGUAAAAAAAACAACAAGAACAUGGCUAUAUUAGACAGCUGUUUAUCUUCCACGGGGGCAAGAUAGUAUGAGUGAUUUGUUGGUUGUGUUUCGUAAUCAUUUGUAAAUUAUUUUCUUUGGGUGUUAUGUUAGGGGGUACAAUUAUUCAAUAUAAUGAUUGUUUAUGCCUUGAUAGUUCGUACUGCAGACGGCAUGGCACUUUCUGCCACCACAGAUUUCAAUGAUGAAGUUAAUAGGAAUAUUAAAGAAAGUAAACGUUAUGUGAAGUUGCUUGCCAAAAAGGCGUACCAGUUUCCUGAGAGAUGUACACUGAAACUUAAUACACACACAAUCCACUUCAUAACGACACUCGGAUUGUCCUACUUUGCUAUGUGUGAGGCUACGUAUCCAACUGUUCUGGCAUUCAGCUUUCUGAAUGAAAUCAUGAGAGAAUUUGUUACAAAGUAUGAAUUGAAUAAAGUGAACCUUGUUCGUCGGCCAUAUUCAUUUAUAGAAUUUGACAGUGUUAUCCACAAGACCAGACAGCGCUAUAAUAAGCCACAGAGUCUAACAACAAAAAUCAACCUAACAGAUCUUAGCACAGAAAUAAAGUUGAGGCCACCACACAUAGUUCAGCUGUCCCAAGUGGAACCAGUCAUCAAUGGUUACCAGUCAAGCAUGAACCUUGCCAAGUUAUCAGUUGGCCCGCCUCCGAAGUUGGAGCCUUUGGCGUGGCAUGCCAUUGUAGCGGCCGUGUUUUCAGUGUUGCUUGCACUUGUCGGGUUCUAUCGAGGCUUGUCAGCACUGAGCGAGUUACAUCUUCAGGCGGGUCCGAUCACAGAAUAUGAUGGGCCCAACCCUGCACAUGCGUACGUGUUCCUCUGUGAGGCCGUUCUGCGAUGUUUCCAGGUUUAUCUCCUGCUGCUGCACUCACGGUAUCGCACAUUGGAGAGCUGGGUGGUGAUGGUGGUCCUGUGUCUGUUCACGGCGGUAGUGUGGGAGCUGCGAGACAACUGGCAGGUGGUAGCAUGUGUUGGGUCAGCGGUAGCGAUGCACGUCAGCGCGCUGAUACGUCGCCUGGAACCUAAGCUGCCGAACUAUAACGUAUGACAUACGGCGGUCUUCAAAAUGUGUACUCAGGUCUGUGUUUACGGGAUAUGCUGGCAAUUGAAUACGUGGGUUCUGGCCCGUGGGACACGAUAAUAAACAUGGCAAAGCAGACAACUGCACUGCGUUACUCUGUUGGCAUCGUUAUUUUUAUAGGACGUGCUGAAACAAGAGGAAAUGGAGUCUCCAUCUUCAGAUACGCACAAAUUAAAAUGAAUUCUUUGCUUAACCUUUGUUCUGCCACAUUGUGAAAAUUGUGUAUUGCCUACAUGAAAGAUGCAUGUGUCUAAGAAAAGUAAGCAGCAGUACGUGUUUGAAACAAAAUAUUUAGCAUUAUCGUGCUCUCUCUUUAGGCAAAUAUGAACAGCAUUCAGUAGAAAGCGAACCUCUAAGCAUCGGCCGUGCAGAAUCCUGACGUGCCCAGCAGAACAGUCGGGAAAUGUGAACUUCAUCCUUAGCGUACGUUAUAUCAUGUUUCGUUAUUAUAUUUUUAAGAUGUCAUAUGCAGCCUCGUCAUUACUUGUGCUCUUGAAUUGUGCGUUUUCGUGAAACUUAUCCAUCGUCACGUGUCCUCUGCUUAUCACUUGGUUGUAAGAAGUUGGUAUGAAUGUCACACUGAGAGGCAGACAGCGUGUGAAGGAUCCUGCCCACUUUGUGCGCUGAUUAUUCUUUCUUCAGUUUUUCUUUAAGCAACUUGAUUGUUGAUGCCAAUUUGGGACAAAGAAAUUCCAGUUGCUUCUAUUUCAGCGAAUCUUAAAGUUUAACUUCCCCGUCGUCUUUGUGGAAUUUACCGCAUGCUGAUUUGGAACUAAUUUCCUUUUAUUGUCGCUCAUUUCCGCCAGUGCCGUUACCACUGCUGGAAGCAUUCCCACUUGCCUGUCAUCUCAUCAAGUGCCGUCAUAACCUUCUUGUGUCUUUUACUGCGUGGAUCCCGCAUUCCUUUCAGGGCUUUUGCCCGUGGUAAUUGGCAGGGAGAUCGUGGAAUCGCGUGAGCCGGACGAGACUGGCGAACUCUGUGUCGCUGCUUCAACAGUCAUUGUGCCACCUUGAAUAAUGUCUGCACGUUCCGUUCCUGUUUUAAAAAUUAAUGAAAUGGACAAAUACAACUCCGAAGCAGCAUUAAAAGGCGUGUUUUGUUUUCACGUUUUCUCUGUCCGCGGCCCAGGUAUAAUUUGUGAUUUGUGUCACUUAUAUGACACUGCGUUUCCUGGUACAUUUGUUCUGUCAAAAACGUCGCCUGUUAAAAAAAAGUUACGACGUACAAAAAUGGUUUAUUUGUAUUUUACGUCGGCUGUGUUGACGAACAGUUGUCACUUGUGAGUAAUCCUCUGUACAGAUGCUUGUCUUUCAUUUCUCAUUCAUAGAUGGCUUCCAGCUACACAUUUACAGAAAAGUAGAAGCACGUGGCUUUAGAAUCUUCUGCUUGUGAAUCGUGCAAAACCAUUUUAUUGUAUAGAAUGUCUGAAUAGAGGGCAGUUGGCCCCAUUUCCGUCUUUGUAGAGGGGCGUUUAAAUCAAAGAUGUUCGAGCCAAGAUUCUUGAUCUAACUUCCCAUACAUUCCACUGUGAUGUUUUUAUUAACGUGUCAGACGCACCUGGAAAUACGUGGGUUUCCUCCGUAGCCCCGGGCAUUUUUGCCAAAGAGCCAAGUUUCUUUCGUCCAUAUUGAAAUAUCAAUAUUUUGAUACUUUUUUAUUUAUGAGAUCUGAGGGUUUCGCGAGGGCGAAAAUGUGGUUUGCGAGCUUCUGGAUGGCGACGCUGUGUAGAUGGUGACCAGUGUUUUGGAGGAACAUGUCACCUCCAUCUUCAUUGUAUAAAUUGCUGCUACUCAUCAUUGUGGAUCAAACUACGAGAAUUAAUGCCAAAAUCAGAUUGAACGUGUUAAGUUGAGGGUACUUAAAGAAAGUGGAUUAAGUUUCGGCAGCAUUUUCAUUCCUGCAAUCUUCUGCCUGCAACUGCAAGGGGGCUGAUCACUUUGUACUUUAUUCCUGUUUAAAUAGACUUGGGGCUGUAAAUUAUGUUGUCUGGGUAUCUUUUGCUACAGGUUUCUGUAUUUAAUUGAGAAUAAACAGAAUUUUGUUGC